Messenger RNA from Photinus pyralis (common eastern firefly), 2151 nucleotides. Its product is annotated as probable cytochrome P450 49a1. NCBI's taxonomy places the organism in Eukaryota, Metazoa, Arthropoda, Insecta, Coleoptera, Lampyridae. The transcript has 11 exons. The record is from RefSeq and is a predicted model, not a curated record. Gene Ontology annotation, molecular function: monooxygenase activity; oxidoreductase activity, acting on paired donors, with incorporation or reduction of molecular oxygen; iron ion binding. Bases 368 to 1963 code for a protein of 531 amino acids.
UACUCAUCCACAUGACCACACAUUUGAUUUAGUUUGUUUAGGCAUUGUGGAUAAUAUUAUUGUAUCAUAAAGGCUUCGAAUUCUGAACAAAGUUAUCUACAAAGUGGUUGAACAACAAAAAAGAACUUAAUAAAAUUUACUGGAUAAAAAGCAAAACAUGUCACCCUGUGUAUUUAUUCUAUUCUACAAUGGUGAACAUAGCAAUGUCGAUAAACGUUUUAAUGUUAAUUAAGCUUUUAAAUGUUACAGUUGCGAAUUAAUCGAGGUAGUAAAUGUUUAUUACAUGAGCUGCAGAAACUUAUCAUCCCCAUCUUUGAAAUUGAAGCGUGAAGUGAAUAAGGACUAAAGUCAAACUAUAGUUUGAGAAAUGACGAGAAGAGCAGUAUGGAAGGUGAUCAGUCGCAGAUACUACUCAACAGAUCGUCCAUUUUCAACGGUCGUCCUUCCAGAGAUGUUAGAAGAUUACCAGCGGGAAACGGUCGAGAAAACAAUACCCAAGUCUUACAGCGAGGUUCCAGGUCCACGAUCAUUACCAAUUGUCGGUAACACAUGGCGAUUUGCUCCAGUGAUAGGCCAAUAUCAGAUUUCGGAUUUGGACAAACUGAUGUGGUCGCUCUUCGAAACGUACGGCAAAAUCGUAAAGGUAUCCGGACUGAUCGGGCAUCCAGAUCUCCUAUUCGUUUACGACGGCGACGAAAUUAAGAAGGUUUUCCGAGGCGAGGAGGAAAUGCCGCGCAGACCUUCCAUGCCUUCGCUGCACUACUACAAGGAGAUUUUGCGCAAAGAUUUCUUCGACGGAAACGCCGGAGUUAUCGGAAUACAUGGGCCCAAAUGGGACGAAUUUCGGAAGCAAGUUCAACAAAUUGUUCUUCCGCCUUCGACCGCAAGGAAGUACAUACAGCCGCUGAACGUUAUCGCUGGGGAGUUUUUAGAAAGAAUGGAAGAAUCCCUAGAUGAGAACAAGGAGUUGCCCGAUAAAUUCCUGUACGAAAUCUACAAAUGGGCUUUGGAAUCGGUCGCAAGAGUUUCCUUGGACACACGCCUUGGAUGUCUAGACAGAAAUUUGAAUGAAAAUUCCGAAUCGCAACGAAUUAUCAAUUCGAUCAACACCUUCUUUUGGAACGUCUCCGAAGUUGAACUGAAAAUGCCGAUAUGGAGGUUUUACAAGAAUAAGGCUUUCACGAAGUAUAUUGGCGCACUGGAAGAUUUUCGAACAUUAUGCAUGAAAUACAUAACUCGAACCGUCGAAAAUAUCUCUAGUAGGUCAGCAAUCGACAAGCAAGAGGAAGACAUAUCGAUCGUAGAAAGAAUUUUCUUGAAAACCGGAAAUAGCAAAGUUGCGGCGGUCCUGGCGCUAGACUUGUUGCUAGUUGGUGUUGAUACGACUUCGAUAGCGUUAGCCUCUACUUUGUAUCAACUUUCACAAAACCAAGACAAACAGCAAAAGGUUUACGAAGAGCUUUGCUCAAUUCUACCAGAGGCUGGCUCGGCAAUUGACAGUAACGCCCAGGAGAACUUGCACUAUCUUAAAGCCUGCAUUAAGGAAACCUUAAGAAUGUAUCCCGUUAUUAUUGGUAAUGGACGAAGUCUGUCCAAUGACACUGUGAUUGGCGGAUACAUGGUACCCAAAGGGACUCACAUCAUUUUUCCGCACCUGGUCGUGAGUAACAUCGAAGAAUACUUCGACCAACCCCACAAAUUCGUGCCGGAACGCUGGUUAAAAACGGAAAUGACCGGCUGUCCGAUUCAGCACAAGAAGAUACAUCCAUUCGUAACGUUGCCCUUCGGCUAUGGCCGUAGAGCGUGCUUGGGUAGACGGUUUGCGGAGAUGGAGCUACAAAUUCUCCUAGCCAAGAUAUUCAGGAAGUACAAAGUUGAGUACAAUUAUGGACCAUUAACCUACGAAAUAACGCCCACUUAUGUGCCAAAAGAACCAUUAAAGUUUAAGCUAACUUUAAGGUAGUUUAACCCUCGAUAUACAUUGACAAUUCGUUACUUUGAGUGAUGGUAUGAGAAAAUGCCAGCGAGGCACUCGUCACCAUUAAGUCACUGCAAUUUAUGUAUUACGUGUAUAUACAGCGAAUCAAUUUGUAUUUUUCUACGACAUAUUCACUGCCUCAAACGAAUUUAGGUAAAUUUAUAGGUACUACA